UAUACUUAGAUUAUAACCCUCUAAAUGCUAUCAUUCCGUCAUCAAUUGGGAAUCUUUCUUCUUCCCUUCAAUAUCUGUCUAUGCCGAGUUGUGGGUUAAAGCAAAUCAUACCAAAUCAACUACGAAACUUAAGCAGCUUGAUUAGCUUGGCUCUGGGUAGUAAUAACUUGGUCGGGUUUAUUCCACCAAUGCUAGGUAGGGUUAGUAUGCUCCAAGUAUUGGAUCUCAGUAAUAACAGAUUGAGUGGUCCCAUUCCUGAUAGCCUUUGUGAUCUUCACUAUCUGUAUGAAUUAUUUUUGAGCAACAAUCAGCUGUCUGGCAGUUUGCUGAAAUGCUUUGGUAAUAGCACUUCCCUCAGAAAAAUAUAUCUAGAUUCAAAUUGUUUGACUUCUAGAAUACCUUCAACUUUGUGCUAUCUCAAAGACUUAUUAGAGCUUGAUUUGAGUUCAAAUUUCUUAGAUGGGUUUAUACCCAAUGAUGUUGAAGGUUUGAAGGCACUUUCACUCCUAGACAUAUCCCACAAUCAAAUCUUGGGAAAUAUCCCUGUCACUAUUGGACAAUUGCAAAAUUUGGUUUCUCUUUCUCUUGAACGGAAUAAACUAGAAGGAUCUAUUCCAAAGCAAAUAAGUCAAAUUGUUUCCUUGGAAUUCUUAGAUUUAUCUCUAAACAAACUCUCUGGUUCAAUUCCGGUAUCUUUGGAAAGACUUGCAUACCUCAAAUACUUCAAUGUCUCAUUUAAUGAAUUGAGUGGUGAAAUUCCAUCAGCUGGUUGUUUCAAAAACUUCUCAAGUGCUUCAUUCACGUUUAACAAGGAAUUGUGUGGAAAUCCUAGGUUUCACGUACCACCGUGCCAUUCUACCCACCAUUCGAGGAUUAAAAGAAGACUUCUUAUUGCUCUUGCAUCUCUUGGAGCUUCAUUGAUAAUUACUUUUGUAAUUAUUGCAUUUGUCCUUACAAAGCGACAAAGGAAAUUUCGAGUACCAAGUAUGACGGAUAUUGGCUUUCCAUGGGAUAAAUUAAGGAUUUCUUAUGAUGAGCUUUCAAGGGCUACUUCUUGCUUUAGCCAAAACAAUCUCGUUGGUUCAGGGAGCUUUGGCUCUGUGUAUAAAGGGACUUUGGAUGACGGGAUGCUUAUAGCAGUGAAGGUAUUUAAUCAAUUAGAAGAUGCACUUGAGAGUUUUAAUGUUGAGAUUGAAGUGCUAAAGAAUUUAUGCCAUCGAAAUCUCACUAAGGUGAUUACUGGAUGUUUUGCCGAAGACUUUAAGGCCUUGGUCCUUGAGUACAUGCCAAAUGGAAGCCUUGACCAGUGGCUACAUUCACAAAGAAACUUCUUGGAUAUGGUUCAGAGGUUGAAGAUAAUGAUUGAUGUUGCAUGUGGUUUGGACUAUCUUCAUAAUGGCUACACAAUGCCAGUGGUUCAUUGUGAUUUAAAGCCUGCAAAUGUGCUAUUAGAUGAAGAAAUGGUAGCCCAUGUAUGUGAUUUUAGUGUGACAAAGUUACUAACUAAGGAGGAGAGCUUCAAGCAUACCAAAACUCUAGCAACACUGGGCUAUAUGGCACCAGAGUAUGGAUCCACAGGAAUGAUAUCAACACAAUGUGACAUUUAUAGUUUUGGAAUUGUGUUAAUGGAAACAUUUUCAGCAAGAAGGCCCACAGAUGAAACAUUUGGUGAAGAAAUGAGCUUGAAAAGUUGGAUAAGUGAUUCUUUACCUCAUCAUGUACUUCAAGUUGUAGAUCCCAACUUAAUAAGGGCAUAUGAUGAAGACUUCAAUGCGAAAUUGCAGUGUAUAUCCUCCGUAUUAGAAUUGGCAUUGCAUUGUGCAGAUGAAUCCCCUGAAAAGCGAUUAAACGCAGAAGAUGUUGUUGUAAGACUGAAUAAAAUCAAACUUCAAUUUCUAAGAAGUGUUGGGAGCUGAUAAAAUUGGAAGGAAACAGCUGAAAAACUUACCUUUGAAUAAAAGACAAUCAAGGAUGCAGUUGUCACCGUUCCAGAUGAAGAUUUUGAUGAGAGAAUGAUGGAGUAUUUCAUUAAAUUAAUGAAGAAGAAGCAUGGUAAUAAGGAUAACUAACAGGGUUCUUGGGAAGUUCAGGAGGGAAUGUGAGUGGGCAAAGAGGGCUCUGAGCAGUCAGCAUCAAGUUGGUGUAGAGGUUGAAUCUCUUUUUGAUGGUAAUGAUUUCUCAGAAUCACUUACUCGGGCUGGUUUUGAGGAGUUGAACAAUGAUUUGUUUAGAAAGACUAUAUAUAUGGGGCCUGUUAUUUGCCUUUUCAACCGCAAAGGAUGAGCGUGUAGAUCGAGAUCAUAGCCAAUGAGCAAGGCAUGCAGCCAAGAAUCAACCCUGAGAUCAGAGGACCAUUUUUUUUAUAUGUAAAGAGGCUUAUUGGAAGAAAGUUUGAAGACAAAGAAGUGCAAAGGGACAUGAAACUUGUUUGGCAUCUCUGUUUCAUGAGAUAAAAUAAAGUUCUCUCUAUCACCAUCAAAGUCGAAGGACUCUUUAUCAACUAAUGCUCCUGAUAAUAAAGGCACUUAAUCUUUACAGGAAAAAGACUGGAACAGACAAGCACUUUUGGAUUCAUCUUGAUAAGAAGGUACCUACUGGGGCUGGUCUUGGUGGUGGGAGCAGCAAUGCUGCAACAGCCUAUAUCCAUAUUUGUUUGCAUAAUUUAUGUGACAUUAAAGUACUUGAUUGUAAUGCUAUGCUUCAAAUUAUAUCACAGGGAAUAACAUCUGUUGUCUUGGCUGAGCUCAUCAUUUCAGCUUUUAAAGUACUUGGCAGAGCGUUAAUUGACCAAAAUUUCUUGUUCUUAGGCGCUGGAGGCAUUACAACCUACAAUUCUAAUAGGAACUUCAGGAGUUGGAAGAGCAUUUAUAUAUCCAGGAGUUGCUUGGAUCACAAUUUGGUCCAGAAAAUGGUUUCUGUCUCAAUGGGCUUAACAUAAGUAGCAUCAACCUCAACUCUAUAGUUAAUUUGUGGCCUGCAAUCUUGAAAAACAUCUCCCCGUUCAAUGCUUUGUUGAGAGUUUGAGAGUUUUGUUACAUUCAUGUCUACAGAUACAAAUUUUGUAGUUGUCAUAGUACAUGUGAAGAAGUAAAUAUACACUCGUAUUAAUAAACUUGAUCCAUUCAUGUCAAUAGAUACAAAGAUAUAAGUAUGGAUUUUUUAUGUAAAACUAUAAAAGUACUUCUUAGUUAUGUGUGUAAUUCAAAUAAUAUGUAGAUUUUUGUA
Messenger RNA from Ipomoea nil (Japanese morning glory), 3225 nucleotides. RefSeq names its product receptor kinase-like protein Xa21. Gene Ontology annotation, molecular function: protein binding; protein kinase activity; ATP binding. Gene Ontology annotation, biological process: protein phosphorylation. Lineage: Eukaryota; Viridiplantae; Streptophyta; Magnoliopsida; Solanales; Convolvulaceae. The transcript has 9 exons. The record is from RefSeq and is a predicted model, not a curated record. Bases 81 to 1916 code for a protein of 611 amino acids.